Messenger RNA from Carassius auratus (goldfish), 1781 nucleotides. RefSeq names its product lens intrinsic membrane protein 2.4 (gene lim2.4). Gene Ontology annotation, molecular function: structural constituent of eye lens. Bases 1 to 525 code for a protein of 174 amino acids. The transcript is spliced from 4 exons. NCBI's taxonomy places the organism in Eukaryota, Metazoa, Chordata, Actinopteri, Cypriniformes, Cyprinidae. The record is from RefSeq and is a predicted model, not a curated record. Gene Ontology annotation, cellular component: plasma membrane.
AUGAUGUACAGCUUUAUGGGCGGUGGCCUGUUCUGUGCCAUUAUUGGGAACAUCCUAAUAGUGGUUUGCACAGCGACAGACUACUGGAUGCAGUAUCGCCUCUCAGGCAGCUAUGCCCACCAGGGCCUGUGGAGGUACUGCAUGGCCAACAAGUGCUACAUGCAGACAGCAAAUAUAGCAUACUGGAAUGCCACAAGGGCAUUCAUGAUCCUAUCGGGAAUGGCAUGCUUUGCGGGCAUCAUGGCAGGCAUCCUCUCAUUUGCCCAUUUUUCUGCCUUUGAGAGAUUCAGUCGUUCCUUUGCAGCAGGAGUCAUGUUUUUCAUCUCCACUUUGUUUGUGCUGCUGGCUAUGUCGAUCUACACUGGUGUAACCUUAAGUUUUCUGGGCAAGCGAUUCGGAGACUGGCGCUUCUCCUGGUCCUACAUACUUGGAUGGGUGGCCAUGCUCAUGACCUUCUUUGCAGGGAUAUUUUACAUGUGUGCCCACAGAAUGUAUGAAUCCAGGAGAGUGGUUGGAAGUCGCUAACCUGAAGAAGGAAAAACUGCAUGCAGCAGGAAGUUUGGGCUCAGAAAUUGUCAGGAACUUCCUCAAACCUUAAUGUUAUAUAAGUUUAAUAAAUUUAAAGUUCAGAAAUACAAUGACAAAUUUAAAGUUUAAGAGCACUUUAAAAGACUCACUUUUUUUUAAAAACACGCACACAUUUGUAUAAUUCUUCACAGAUAAAAAUACCGGUCUUCACAAGCGUUUAUUUCACUUUUCAUAUUUUUUUUUCAAUAAAAUUCCACAUCAAAUCAGUUUCUGUGAAAUUUCUGUCUUAAUGUAUUGUAGCAUUGCAAUACAUUUUGACUUUACAUACUGUAAACAAUUUUUUUAGAGUGUCUUUUUAACAUGUUGUUGGAAGUUAGAGCUUGUACAUGUAGUUAUAUGUUUUGCCAUUUACAAUACUUUUACAUUUAGUGUUGCAUCGUUUUUGCAACUGUUCCUAAGCAUUUCUUUCACCUUGUAGACAUGAGUAUCAGACUUUUUUUUUACAGUUUCACACCAGCUCAAAUACAUAUUCAGCAAGUAUGGCACAUACUGUGUUAAGCAGUUGUGAGCAAAAAAUGGAGCAGAAAAAAAUCAAAGGUUUAAAUUUUUAUAUAGCAGUAUGGGUGUAUUUUGAGACCCUCAUUACAUUUUUAUUUAUUCAUUUUAUUUUUUUGUAUCUUUUAUGUUCUAUCAGGGUUACAUUUUGUUUUGCUGUCUCUCCUUCAAGCUUCCGUGUUCGUAUUGCCUACAUUGCAUUGCUCUUAUUUGCACAUCCUGUCAUCACUAACAUCUUCGAUUUCCCCAAGGCAUAUGUACUCCUGAUGGGUCUGCAGUGAACAUCCACUGCCCCAAACACAUGAAAUAAACCUUUGGAGCUCUGCAAAACCUUGGUAGAGCAGCUGCUCCCAACAAUGUUCAUGAUGUGUUCAUGUGCUCCACAUAAAAGCUCUUUCACAAAACACAUGUUUUUUGUUAAAUGAGCUUCAGGUUCUUUUUAGCCUUUCACUACUUUUUAGAAUGCACGUUUAAAGUUAGUCAUGUUAUGACAAGUGCUUUUGCUUUCCUGCUUCUGGUUUUAUGACCACUAAAUUGCAUUAUGAUGGGGUAGAGUUUGGUAACCUUCAAGAUCCUUCAGAUUUUUACUCUUCUGUCUGGUCAUGUUGUGCAAUGAAAUUUUGAAUCAGACCUUUGUGCUUCCAUGUGGAUUCUGCUCAUGUUUUAUUAAACAGAAGUACAGUACACACAUUUUAAAA